AUGAUCACCGUGGCGCAUGAAGAACGUGCUGUGACUGUAACUCCUCGAAACAGAGCUAACUUUCGAAGGCUCAAAACCAAUAGCAUACAGAGUUAUAAACGAUGGGAAAAAGAGAACGAACUUCUGUAUGCCAUGAUGGAAGACGAGAGCGAAUGGCUGGCAAAGUUAUUUCCUGAUGUUGUUAUAAGUCCCGACUUUUUUUUCUACGCCUUGGAAGAUGGUUCACUACUCUGUCGACUUGCGAACUACAUCCAAGAGAAAGCGGAGACCUACUCUCGGGAGCGAGACAUCCCAGUACCAGGGAAAAAAUUUCGCUAUCACAAAAUGGGAAAAUGCAACAAAGAAAUCAAACUCUUUAAAUCUAGGGAGAAUGUGCAACAGUUUCUAACGUGGUGCCGAAGUCAUGGUAUUCCCGAAGCCAUCCUGUUCGAAUCGAACGACGUUGUCCAAGUAGACGAUUGCCGAGAGGGCUGCAGAGGUGUCGUAAUUUGUCUCAUGGAAAUUGUCAGAAGGACAGCAAAGUUUGAACUCGACGAGCUUCCCCAGUUAAUUCAAAUGGAGAAAGAAAUCGAAGAGGACGAGGCUAUGAAUGACAUGGAUGUAUCGGACGAACAAGGGCAAAUUUUGAACGUGGAGCAAAUAAACAUAAGUGAAUUUGACAACCUUGAAGUACAACAGACAGAUCAGCCAGAAAUCCAAAGCCCUAGUUCUUUAGACUCGGAUUCUGGAGUUGACUCUGUAUUUGAUCAAGAAGAGGGGGACAGCGCAGCGUCUCGUUUGACGGAGUUUUCUGUGGAAGAGGAAACAGCGAAAGCCACAGCCGUGGCAGGAAAACAAACUCCAUUGAAACCAAAAGAUCGAAAAAGUUGUCCGAAAAUUCAGAAAAAAACUGAUGAACUUCCUUCUCUACUUGAUAGCAAAGGACCAAAAUCGGAGUUAGAUAAACAGGUAAGCAUCUAUGCCUAUUUCACGUUAAUUUUCACCUAACAAAAUUUUGAAGGACUCCUAAUUAACUAUUCCACGGAAGAAGAAUUGACCCGAGGGUUUUCAUUAUGACAACUUCAAGAAAGUGUUUGCAAACAUCCAUUCAGGCGUUUACUUAGUAGGGGGUGCAAUUCCGCCGCUAUAUACCAAUUAAUAUGGUCAUAAUAUUGCGACGAAAUAUUUUUUGAAGCAAGAAGUUGAAACAAAAUUGAGUAGUUUUAUCAAUAUCGUUUUCGAUAUGAAUACUCGUCAAUCCACGAAUUAUGCAAAUAUACUCUGUUUAUGUUGAUCGACUGAAGAUAACAGUGCUCAUAUUACAUUUCUAUGCACGUUUCGUCUGAAAAGUACAGUUGUUAGAUUCAGAGUUUAAUCUACUUUUCUCAAGGAUCUAGAUUACAGCCGUAAUAAGCUUGAAAACAAAACAGUUUGGUGUUGGAUGAAAUAAUAGCUAUUUAAAGUGAUACUAAAAUGGCUAGCAUAUACAAUAAAUUAAUUUCACAUUGAAUAUAAUUUGGCUAAGCAAGGACAUCUGUCUCCUCAGGGCAGCCGGCAGAUGGCUUAAUUUUAUUAAACGGUAAUUUUAAACGAUUGAUAUGAUCGUCUGUGUCAAGGGUUUAGGUUUCUCUUCGUGAAUUUGUUGACAACAAGACUUCUAGCACCCGUGGAAACCAGUUAAAUGCAUUUUUAAAUAGAAUCUUCCGAUUAGGAAUCAUUUGAAAUGCAGCUGAGAGAAAAGAUCACGCUAACUGCGCAUAUCAAGUUUUUCCAAACAACGCGAAAAUUUUGUCAGAGAAGGGUUUUGUAGAAGUGAUAUAACAGAAAUUUAGAUGCACGGUAGGUGGUUUUCUUUCUUAAGGAAAACAAUAAACUAUUUGCAUAAGAAUAGCCGAAACCAUUUAAUUUUUGGUCGCAUACAUUUGUUUAAGAGCAGCUUUGCAUGUCUAGUAAAUAUUGUUUCUCCCACCCGAAGAAAAGCCUUUGAUCCGAAGAAGAAUUAAUUGAAUAUGACAUUUAAUGAAAUGAAUAUAACGAUUCUUGGAUCACGAAUAGAAUAAUCACCGCUAUUUUCUAAUGUUUCAUAGGUGGGGAUAAAAAGUUAAUCCACAGCUUAAUUUUAAUACCUAUUACUACAUAACUAUACAAAUGUAGCACAGUGAGGUGUACCUCUACUUCUACACAUAUUUGACAUCUUCGUAUUUUUCUUUGAUAAAUCAAUUCAAAGAGCACUCCUUGCUUGAGUGAAAUGACACCAAAAUCAAUUAUUUUUUUGUUUAUAAUACUACAUAUACAUGCAUAUUUCUGACACUGGGGUAAGGAGGGAGAGUUGAUUCCUAAAUUCUGGGAAAGUUAAACUUUUAAAAAUUUCUUACAGUUUUUAUGUGGAACAUUUCUUAAUUAUGGACCCUGUCCUUUCUACACAAUAACACAGGUGUGCAAGCUUGCUCAAGAUUAUGACAUAAAAGUUGUUCACCGACUGAAGGAAGGAAAAUACAUUAUUCUUGGAAGAAUCAUGUUUGUUCGAGUAAGUGGAGCUCAGUUUAACCAUGAACAAUUAUGA
This is a messenger RNA of Pocillopora meandrina, 2542 nucleotides long. NCBI's taxonomy places the organism in Eukaryota, Metazoa, Cnidaria, Anthozoa, Scleractinia, Pocilloporidae. The record is from the annotation of a GenBank genome assembly.